GGACUUUUAUGGAGGAGCUGACACCUAUGUAAGCCUGGCUACCACCAUUCCUGAACUCAGUCGAUUCACCGUGUGCAUUGACCUGGUAUUUGUGGGUGGCAAAUCAAGUGGUUGGAUGGCCUUCUCCUAUAUUACUAAUAACACCUUUCUGGGUAGAGAAGACAUAGACCUUGGACUUGCAGGAGACCAUCAGCAGCUAAUAGUGUACAACUUGGGCAAGACCUUUUACAUCCAUUACCAAUUGACUCCAUUUCAAUGGCACACAAUAUGCUUGAUAUGGGAUGGUGUGAAGGGCAGAUUAGAGCUCUUCCUGAAUAAAGAAAGGAUACUGGUAAUGAAGGAUCAACCACAACACUUGACGCCUAAUGGGACUCUGGUUCUAGGACAUUUUCUCAAGAAAGGGGACAACCAGGUUAAAAGCAUGGUUCCUAGGUUCACCAACAGUUUGUACUAUUUUCAACUCUGGGACCACAUCCUGGGAAAUGAAGAGUUUAUGAAGUGUUUGAGUGGAAACGUGGUUAGUUGGGAAGAAGAUGUUUGGCUCGUCAACAAGAUCAUUCCAACUUUUGACGUGAGACUGCGCUGCUUUGUUUAUGAAAAUAUAACAAUUCAAGAAACAAGUACAACUCUUUCGCAACAAAUAGAUUUGACAACUCCAUCCCAAGUUACUGAACUAAAACUGCAAAAGACUGUCUAUUUUUCCACAAUGACGUCUAAAAGCAUGCCUGUAUUUGCAACCGAUUAUACAACUAGAUCGUAUUCCAAUACAAUAUCUCCACCUCUGGAAACAAUGACUACACCAAAUUCUUUAAAGACACCCAUAGCUGAGACAGCUACAUUUGCAGCAGACAUUUUGCCUACUUCAGCAGCCAUUGCUUUGUCUACCAAGAGUACUUCCAUUGGCCCUACUACCAAUUCUGCGAAAAUAACUAAAUCCACAUCUUCAGAGAGCACAAGGACAACAAGAAUGGCUGAAUCCGUUACUACUGAGACCUUUCAUCCAACUGUAGCUACUAAUUUCCUGUACACAUCUGAAUUUACCAAGAAUUCAACUGUAUCCAAAACUUCAGUAACUGGAUCUCAGUCGGCUGUUAUGAGGACAACAUCUUUAUUCUCAUCUAUUGAGUCCACAUCCAUGCCUACAACAUCUCGGCCCAAACACAAAUCCACAGGUAUUGGGGCAUCUACAGCUUCUGGAAGUGUACCUUGGUGCACCGUGAAACAGACCUCAGCUACAACUACUCACAUUGGGACUGCAUCAACACUGCCACCUGAGUCUGUGCUCAUCUCUACAGCCACUCCAGUGGAUUCUGUAUUUCCUGGAAAUCAGACAGCAUCUAUGUUGGCAACAACUGAUAUGGAAAUACCCUUUACAGUUUUUCCUACUAAGUCUAUUGAGAUGACACCUGCGUUAAGAACAGCUGAAACAAAAUCGACAUCUAUAAAUUUCCAGGAUGUCUCUUCACCCAGAGUGGAAGAUACAGUAUCUACCUCCACGCCAAAAGAGGCCUCUUCUAUAGCCCUUUCUUUCAGGACAUGGUCUCCAUUCACCAGAGCUCAGAGUGUACAGACAGUUAUUGAUGCUGAGACUACACACACAGCCUUGACUCCUGGAGUCACACUUGCACCUAUGGUGGCCCAAACUAUGCUUUCCCCCACAAUCACUGGGCCAGUAUACACCCAGAAUACACCCACAGGUGGUGAGACCAUGCUUCCUUUGAUUUCCACUGAAUCAGCUUCCACAUCCAAGGCAUUUCAGUCUGGUCCCACAUCAAUAACUGAUGAAGAUGACCAUCUACCUUCUACCAAUGAGAUCACUUGGACUUCCAGGCCGGACCAGACCCUGUUGACAUCAGCAUUCCAUGGGAGUACUUCUAAUACAGAACAUGCAUCCACAAAUACUAAUACUAUCAUCCCACCAGAAACAUCCACAGAGAAUGAGGCUACCACUACCACUGAUGCUACCACAGACAGACAUACAACAGUUCUAUCCAAUUUGACAUCUCCAAGGUUUGCUAACUUCUCCACAGUUACUGGAACCACAACUGUAACCAAACUGCCUGAGUGUAAACUUACCACUUUACUACUAAAAACCACUCCUACGUCCACAGUAGCUGAAAAUGAACUUCUUUCAACACCAAGGGAGACAGUUGUUCUGCCAGUAGAUAUAGUAUCUACCCUUGCUGACAUUGAACCGAAUUUUUCUACUGAGGAGAGUGCUUCUGAGAACACACAAACAGAGACAAAUGGUAUAAUUGCAUUUGGAGAGACAACAGACCCUGUACCAGAGUCUGCAACAACAGAAAGAUUCAAGACUCCUGUGACAAGGGAAGAAACAACUUCCCACUAUCUUACGGGAAAAUUGACUCCAGCAGCUACAACCGAGGUUUCUCCAUUUGCAACAAUGCUGGAAGCAACAGAUGAAUCUGUUUCCCCUUUUCUUGAGCUGACUGCUCGGUUGGAUAACAAAACUGCAACUACUGAGGUGAGAGGAAGUUGGUUUUCUACAAAAUUGGUAAAAACCACACCUAAGAGUUCAUACAAUGGAACUACAGAAAUCUUUAAUUCCACCCACAUCUACACAGCAAACUGGACUUCAGAGACUCUACCCAAGGGGAAUCCAACUCCAUCUCCCACUUCUGGGAGCACACAGUCACUUCCCAAACCCCUGGAUGCUUCCACCACACUGGGGACGAGUUAUGUCACUAUCCCUACAGACAGGACAGCUGUGUCCUUGUCUGCUGGAUCCUUCCCUCCACAGCCUGCAGCUAGCCAUUCCUCAGCACCCCUUGUGCCUAGUACCCAUAUGUUCUCCCUGCCAGUUCAUGUCUCUGCUGUUGCCUCUAUGGUGGUGUCUGAGGAGACUAAGGCUGUCACGCCUGAGCCUUCUACACUGGCCAGGGCUUCCUCCACAUCUCUGCCCUCAGAUGUCUCAACUGUGUCAUCAGCUGUGGUGACCACAGCAUCGGUGCCACCAUUGGAUCAGACUGCUUCCACCACCAGCGACACCAUACCUACCCACAGAGACUCUCUUCACACGGCUUCAGAGGCCACAGUGAUCUCUGUCAGGAUGACACCCACACCAGUGCCCUCUCUGACAGAGACUCUCAUCCCCUCGCUGAGACCUCCCACUCCUGUGGCAACUAAGGCUGAGACCACCCUUCUCUCCACCUCAGCUGACACAGUAACCCCUUCCAGACCAAUACUUGCCUGCUCUAAAUCUCCGCCUGACAACACUCCUGUGGUGUCCUCCACUCAUGUGACCUCAAGUCUGUCUACACCAUUAGCAACCCAACCCAUAUCUCAAGCAGAGGAGACUUCUACCCAUGCUCUGAGCUUUCCAUAUACUUUCAGUGGUAGUGGAGAUGCUGGCUUGGCUACUGGCACCACAGAAACUUCUGUUGUUGAUGAGACCGUGCCCUCACACAUCUCUGCCAACAAGCUUAUUACUUCAGGAGAUGGGUACAUCUCUCAACCUUCCACACGUCUUGUAAACACACGGGUCCCCACCCUAUUAGUGACUGACGAUUCUACCUUAUCCUCUAGCAAAGAGCAGAUGACCACCUUCCUGGGAAAGACCCCUAGAACUCCAAAGAUGACAGACAUGCCCCCACCAAGUAAUCUUUUUAUUUCAGUCUUCCACACUACAUCAUCCUUAGAAAUGACAGAUACAGGAUUUUCUGAGACCACAGAAGUUUCCAGUCAUCAAGCACAUUCACAUUCAGGGAUUCCAUUUGUGACUCCACCUAACAGGAGUUCGGCUUCAUCUCCCACUUCUGGGGGUACACAGACUAUACCUACCUCGACUUCAAGGAACACAGUAGAUGUCCACGUUUCAGAAAUGUCUACUGGUCUUGGGAAAACAGCUCUCCCUACACAAUCUCUGACAAUCACCUCACUUUUGUCUCCUGAAAAAGAAAGCCUGAGUGUCCCUUCAGUAUAUAUCCCCAGGACUGAAGAAACAAUAGUAAGCCCCACCCCUGUGACCCACCCUUUCUCACACCGCCAGGAUACUUCAUUUGUAGAGCCUGUAACUUCCAGGACCACCAGAAUAUCAAAUUCUAUAAACAUCAACGCAACUCGUUCACACUUGCUUUCACCUAGGACACAAGCUGAUGUGUCUUCGGUUGCCUCUUUCAUUUCUGAAAGCACACAGACCUCCCCCCAGUCCCUGUCUCUUUCCACAGCUCGGCUCUCUAGUGCCAGUCCCACAGCUAGCUGCCCUGACAGGGUCGCUACUGCCCUUUCCACUCCGAAUGUACCCGCAGCUCUCCGUGGGGGAAGCUCUAUGGCAACGUCCAUUCGUAUCUACCAGAUGUCCCCACUGCCGGUUCAUGUCACUGCCUUCACCUCUAAAAGAGUUUCGGACACUCCCGCAGCACCAACAACUAAAUCUUGCGAAACAGCACACCCGGAUUGUUGGAAAAGUUCCUCUGCAGUCACUUCUGGGCCUAUGUCUGAGAUGUCCUCAGUGUCAGUUCAUGCCUCUUCUCUCUCACCUCCAGCUGUUUCUUCUGAUGCUUCCACAAUGGUUGGAUCGUUUUAUACUUUAUUGUCUGCAAUUACCCCUAGGACUUCCAGGACCACACAAACAUCGGCAUUGGAUGUCACACCUGGGACAUAUGCUGGACCUACUUUAAAAACCACAGUGGUUUCCUCUGCUUUCACUUCCUCAGAAAUAACAGAGGUGUCCUCCAGGAUCACACCUACAUCCUUUUCCUCCUCGACAGAGCCAGCUUUUCCCUCUGUGAAAACCAUUCCAACCACUAUUAUGGCUGAGAUAGUGACUCCAUUCAUAGGCACCACUGCCUCCUCUCUACUCAGUUCUAAGAACACUGAAGCUAUUUCUUCCAUUCCAAAGACCACAUUUUCACCAUUUCUAUCAACAACCCAACAAUUACCCCAAGGAGAUGAGGCUACCACUCUGGGCAUAUUAUCUGGGAUUUCUAACAGCUCUCUAGCUACUGUGAACAAUGGUAAAGUGACAGCUCUUACAAAUACUUAUUCCAGGCCUGUUGACUCUGAAAGUGUGCUUUCAUCUACUCCUUCAGAAAAUCUCCAUACUUCCUUGAAUAUUCAGGUUUCUCCAUCUUUGACUAGCUUUAAGAGCACUCCUGGACCCACAAAAAGUGUAAAAGCCACCAUUUACCUUUCUUCGAAUACGGAAAAGACGACUUCUUUGUCAGAAAAUACUUCAACGGCUGAACUAACAAAAGGUGCCAUGUCUGUGAACACACCUGUUUCAUACCCUCCAUGGAUUCCAUCCAGUACAACUCCACCCUCUUUGACGUCGCUUCUUUUUUCACCUCAUAGUCCUGAAGCUGAGUUCUCCUCUCCAAAGACUUCCCUUCCUCCUACAUCUCAAAUGGUUGAAUUUCCAGUUCUGGGAACAAGAACCUCAUCUAGUAACACCCAGCUUCUGCUUACGACUUCCUGGAACACACCUACAGCUCAAUUUUCAAUUUCCACCACUACUCAUAUCCCAACACCUAGCAAGAUGGAAACAGAAAGUUCUUACCUUGUUCCAGAGACUUUGUCAACUCUCACAGCCUCUCAGACUGGUCUUGUGUCUGGAGAUGUUAUGGCAAUGUCAGCAGUUUCCACAACAGGAAUUCUUCCUACCUUGGGGGUGUCUGAGAGCCCUUCAUUGUCAAUAUCUUCAAGAUCUAUCCUUACUACUUUGGCUGACAUUAAGCACACAUUCGAGAAGACAACCACAUCUGUAACUCCUGGGACAACGCUCCCAUCACAUCCUUCUGGUGCUCCUUCAGGAUCUAUAAUUUCAAAGGUUACUACUUCACCUAUGCUGACUUGGAUCUUAUCUAGUCUCCCUUCAGGUUCCCCUCUGGCAACUAUGUCAAAUGCUCCUCACAUGAUAACUUCCUCUACUGAAGAGGUGCCAAAAUCCACAGUUCCGACUUCUGACAUAACACCAACACACCCGUUCACUAACAUUACAAUACUACCCUUUGCUGGUUCAAGUGCCAUACCCACCAAAACUAUCCCUACACCUGUAGUGGGCAGUCUCACUACUGGCUUCCCAACUUCUUUCCCUAUGUCUAUAAAAAUCACAGAUGACAGUGCAUACAUUUCCAAGUCCCCCGAAGAAUUUUCCAGAAUCACUGUGACUGCUGACUCCAGGACUGUGUCUCAACCUCUAUUCUUUAGCAGAAUGAGUAAGUCACCUCCUACAAUUGACUACACCCUAUCUAUUGGUUCCAUGCUUCUCCCUAGCUCUACAGCAACGUCUGCAUGGAGCAGAAUCCCAGCGGCAUCAGCAUCCCCUAAUUUAGUUCUUCCUAAGCCCACACAGGACUCCCUUCUAAACACAGCUGCCAUGACAUCCACUGCUCCUGGAGCCUCAUUUCCACUUAUACCCACUGGAGUAACACAUCCUUCUACAGCAACUGUGUCUUCACUACCCUUUUCGUCUUUUGAGACAACCUGGCUGGACUCCACACCUUCCUUUUUAUCUACGGAAACUUUGACUUCACCUAUUGCCGCUAUGUCCAAAGAGCCGGGAAAGUGCAAAGCCGAAGAAACAGCCUCUAAAUACAAAGGGACAUAUAAGUGGCUCUUAACCAACCCUACCGAGACAGCCCAAACUAGAUGCAUAAAGAAUGAGGCUGGAAACGCCACUAGAGUCUGCUCAAUCAAUAUCAACAGCGGCAAAUCUCACUGGGAAAAACCAAAGUUUAAGCAAUGCAAAUUGCUUCAAGAGCUUCCUAAUAAGAUUGUGGAUCUUGCUAAUAUUACAAUAAGUGACGAGAAUGCAAAUGAUGUUGCAGAGCACAUUUUAAAUUUAAUAAAUGAAUCCCCUCUUCUGGGUGAAGAAGAAACAAAGAUUAUUGUUUCUAAAGUAUCUGAUGUUUCACAAUGUGAUGAGAUAAGUAUGAACCUAACCCAGACUAUAUUACAAAUAAUCGAUGCUGCUUUGGGAAAGCAAAACAAUUCAUUAUCUGAUCUACAUGAAGUAAGCAAUGAAAUUCUGAGGAUAAUCGAGCGUGCUGGUCACAAGAUGGAGUUUUCUGGAAGGACAGCAAAUCUGACGGUGGCCAGACUGGCUUUGGCUGUCCUGCGGGUGGACCACACAUUUGAAGGCAUGGCCUUCAGCAUUCGCUCCUUUGAAGAAGGCACAGACCCUGAGACCAAAAACGUUGCGAAAGCAUUGACCACGUAUGUUGUGAGCGCCAGCAUUUCAGAUACGUCCAUUCAGAACUUGGCAGACCCAGUGGUUAUUACUCUGCAGCAUAUCGAAGGAAAACAGAAUUACGAUCAAGUUCAGUGUGCCUUUUGGGACUUUGGGAACAACAAUGAGCAAGGUGGAUGGAAUGCGUCAGGCUGUAAAGUAAAGGAAACAAACGCAAACUACACGAUCUGUCAGUGUGACCACCUCACCCAUUUCGGAGUCUUAAUGGAUUUAUCCAGGUCUGCAGUGGAUGCAGUGAAUGAACGGAUAUUAGUGCUUAUAACAUACACUGGAUGUGGAAUCUCCUCCAUCUUCCUGGGAGUUGCAAUGGUGACAUACAUAGCUUUUCACAAACUGCGAAAAGAUCAUCCUUCCAAAAUUCUGAUCAACCUGUGCACAGCACUACUGAUGCUAAACCUGGUGUUUCUGCUCAAUUCCUGGUCAUCGUCAUUUCCACAAGCGGGACUUUGUAUCACAGCAGCUGUGGCUCUUCACUACUUCCUGCUUGUUUCUUUGACUUGGAUGGGCCUGGAGGCAGUCCACAUGUAUUUAGCUCUAGUCAAAGUCUUCAACAUAUACAUUCCCAAUUACAUCCUUAAACUUUGUCUGGCGGGUUGGGGAAUCCCAGCGAUCGUGGUGGCGAUCAUACUCAGUGUGAAAAAAGAUCUGUAUGGGACUCUGAGCUCAACGACUCCAUUUUGUUGGAUUAAAGAUGAUCCUAUUUUUUACAUCUCAGUGGCAGCUUAUUUUUGCCUCAUAUUUCUCAUGAAUCUCUCCAUGUUCUGCACUGUUCUUGUUCAACUGAAUUCCAUGAAAACCCAAAGCCAAAAGACUCGGCGGAGGAUGAUCCUGCAAGACCUCAAAGGCACAACCAGCCUGACAUUCUUGCUUGGCCUCACCUGGGGGUUUGCCUUUUUUGCCUGGGGACCUGUGAGGAUCCUUUUCUUGUAUCUUUUUGCCAUUUUUAAUACUUUGCAAGAUGGUAGCAGCAGGUGUGGGCUCCACGUUGGGCGGAAACAGGAAAGACUGAAGAAAACCUUUGAGCACAGCUUGCUGCCACCAUCCCUCAAGUCAUCUGCAAUUAGUUCCAUUUUCAAAUCUUCAGGCUCCGUGCAAGGCACUCCUUCAGAAAUAAGCUCCCCAAAUGAUAACUUUGAUGAAGAUCCCAACUGUUUCUCUCCCUUGAGUUGUGAAGCUGUACCUAAUUGUGUGAGAAGACUAUUACCUGUGGAAAUCAAAAUGAAUUCCAUUGACAAACAAAGAUUUCUUCACUAAAUCCUGGCAGAGAUACCCACCUCCCCCUACCCUCAGAUUGGGGAAAAUGUUGAAUUUGUGAAGCCGUCUGCUCCAACUUUGUAUUCUAAAUAUUGUUUUGGAAGAGGCAGAAUGAGAUAGCAUUUAGUGAAUAUUAAAGUCAG
Messenger RNA from Vicugna pacos (alpaca), 8607 nucleotides. The record is from RefSeq and is a predicted model, not a curated record. NCBI's taxonomy places the organism in Eukaryota, Metazoa, Chordata, Mammalia, Artiodactyla, Camelidae.